ACCCGAUUCAGGCGCGAAUUUCCCUUAUCUUUUCUUCUCGCUUAUCAACUACACAAAUCCACAAUCAUCUCAGUCUGAUAUAAUCCUUAUAAACUUUCCAAAAAUAUGGUCCCUCGUUUUCUAGUAUUCUCAGUUUUGGCUUCACUUGCAACUGGACCACCGACUGCUGACGCUUUCUUGGCUUCGGCGUUCUCGUCGGUAUCUCAGGCGGGAAAAACAGCAAAUUGUCAUGAUUGGAGUGAAUAUGGACCUUGUUUCAGCACUGCAGACCGAUCAUUCUGGCGUACGCUUCCCCAGCAAUGCUACCAAAACCGUUACAUGUCCCUCAUCACAGGAAUCGGUAACCCAAUCGUUCAGAAAGUGAUGGACUACGCGGAGCUCUUCAACAAAUCGGCGACGGCAUGCGGAAUGUGCAAUGUUCAAGUCGCGUGUUCACCCAGAUGUGAUUAUGUAGCUGGAGGCAAUUCAAUCGGUGUUGUCGACCGGAUUUGUGAUCUUCCAACCGAGAAACAGGCGUGCGCAAUGACUCCACAGGCAUUUGACGAGGACACUGGACUUUGUAGAGUAUGGCCACCGAGACAUACUACAGCCGUGGAUUUCCUUGGUGCAAUUGUCCCACCAACAAUUCGAGAUCAAGUAUGGUCCUUAAAACCGCUAAGCUGCAUCAGUAUAAGCGGAAAAUGUUAUUGUUGCUGUGCUCCGUAUACUCCAAAUCCAUGUGAUGCUCAAUGCACACUUCAUCCAUGUUCCCGGCGGCAAACAUUUUCAAAGACUCAAGUCAAGAUUUUGAGGCGAAAAUGGCUUCAGAAACAAGAGGAGCGACGUGAGGAAGAGGAAGAGUGAUUUAAUUUAAAUGAAAAAAUCAAUAAUAAAUUUUGAAAAUUCAUUUAAUAAAAACCUUAAUAAAAGUCUAAAAAC
Messenger RNA from Caenorhabditis elegans, 918 nucleotides. RefSeq lists its product as uncharacterized. The record is from RefSeq and is marked reviewed. Lineage: Eukaryota; Metazoa; Nematoda; Chromadorea; Rhabditida; Rhabditidae.